AUGUACAACCCAAAGACCUUCUCCGCACUACUGUGCCUGCUCCUCUCGGCUCCUGCGUCGGUCCUAUCGGCGCCCAUCUCCCAGACCCAAACCCUCGCCCAAAGACAUGUCCACGAAGACACCGACAUGGGCUUCAACUGGGGCGCCGGUAUCCCCGACGGUCCUGACUACAAUGACGCCGGCUCCCUUUCUGACUCAUCCGACGAAGGCGACGGAAGCGACGACUUUGGCUCCGGCGUGUCCCAUGAGACUGAUGCUGAACAUGGUACUACUAUCGGUAUCCCGGAUGGGCCCAGCUUCAACAUGGGGAAUCACUAUCAUCAUUCUUAUCAUGAGAGUGCGCCUAAGCCGGAGAAGGAGCCCGAGCCAACCCCGGAGCCCCAGCCGGAACCGCAGCCUGAGCCUGAGCCUGAACCUACGCCGACUCCAGCUCCCCCUGCCACUGAGCCUACUCCUCCUCCUCCCCCUCCGCCCGCUCCUGCUCCGCCCGCCCCGCCCCGCCUACCCAUGAGCCUCCUGCCCCUGCCCCUUCUCCUCCUGCUCCUGCCCCUGCCCCUCCUGCUCCUCCUGCCCCUCCUGCCCCUCCUGCCCCAGAGCCCCCUGUUGAAGAAGUGUGCGUUGUUCAAGAGCCGGAGCCGGAGCCGGAGCCUUGCUCGUGCGAGGGGCACUGAGCGUCUCGCGGUCUGCAUAUCAUGCCUCUAA
Messenger RNA from Aspergillus campestris IBT 28561, 702 nucleotides. Its product is annotated as putative cell wall protein. The transcript has 2 exons. The record is from RefSeq and is a predicted model, not a curated record. Bases 1 to 702 code for a protein of 233 amino acids. Lineage: Eukaryota; Fungi; Ascomycota; Eurotiomycetes; Eurotiales; Aspergillaceae.